AUGAAUACCCCUGCCCCCGACGCUGACAACAACGAUGAGCACCACCACUUCCAACAGCAGACAGAGAGCAAGACGCCGCCGAAUGUGACGGUGACACCGCCGCAGAGCCUGUCUCCCACGUCGUCUGGCAGCACGAGCAGUGCAAGCAGCCGUUGUUCAUCUGAGGGCAGCAGCAGCAACAGCACGCCCAAAUCGUCGUUUGAAGCGUUCUUCGCCACCCGGUCGCGCGUCGUCUGGCUUUACAAUCUACCUCCCAUGGCCGAAACGUUUCUUGGAUCUGUAUUUUAUUCCGGAGCAGGGAAGGGGAACAGCAACAGCAGGAUUUCGAUGCCGGUACCGGCGACGAUGUGGGAGGAGCGUUGUAGCGGAGUUCGGAAGGGAGUGUGGGCAGUUUUCGGGUCGCAUGAAGAGGCCUGUCUCGCGCUUACCCUGGGCGGUCAUAACUUGUCCGUCGCAACCGCCCUAGAAAAGGAUUUGGAGCCUUUCCACAAGCUCAAGCCUUUUCUCCUCUUGCCGAUGCCUUCUGAACCUCGUUCCUCUUCUUCAACCACCAUGCUACGUCUCUCCGCAUCCCACCCGGAUCUCUCAUACACACUCUCCUCAAACCCGCCAAACCCCAAAACAAGCUUCCGAUUUGGGGACUGGAUCUGCCCACAGCCGAAAUGUGCCGCGCACAACUUUGGCCGCAACCUCUCCUGCAUCGGUUGUGGGUGUCCUCGUUCUGGCAACGGCACCAUCAUCCAACCCCAGAACAACGUCCUACAACUACCCUCUCCCAGAUUCGCUUCAGCUGCUAAUACCGACAUGUCUACGGUCUACUAUUCUUCCGCUCAGCCGAAUCACCAGCAACACCUCAAUGUUCCAAAUCUGUUCGAGGAUUAUGCUCGCUCGAGACAGCAGUCCCAGUCUCAGGCUGCUGCUGUCGCUGCUGCCACGCAGGUUCAACCUGGUCCCCACCACCCUCAACAUCAGGUUCCUCCACGCGCCGCCGCAGGCAUCCCUCCCAAGCCUACCCACCCCAUCCUAACUCCGUCAGGCCGCGCCUUUGCCAUUGGUGGGAAAGUUCAAAAUAUCAGCAGUGACCCUCUGUCACCUUGUAUCAUGUACUGGCCCGACAACGAACCUUUCCCAGAACAAGGCCAGAUCAGACCCAGCAACGUCGUCGGCGUCACACAGCCGCCUAUCCUCAACACGGGUAACCGAGGUCCUAUCUCUCACCAACCCGGAGAUUGGAUCUGUCAAAAAUGCAACUAUCUGAACUGGAGGAGGAGGAAAGUGUGUCAAACGUGUCUUCCAUACGCUGAAGGUAACGGUGACUCUAUCUCCGCCGCGGUACAAGCCGAGCGCAUUGCCCUCCUCACCCAGGUCCUCAGUCAAACCCAACUCUCCUCCGUCCACCCUGGUGCACUUCCCACAUCACCCAGUUCAAAUGUCAGCAACCAUGGUGGGGUGGGAUUCCCUUCAAUGAUGCAGGCGCCUACGUCGUCGCAUACGUCAACUGGGCCCGGUGCUACCACCAAUAGCGCUUCGAAUUCCCCGACAUCGACAAUGGCUACUGCUCCCGGCGGAUCUGCGCACUCAAUGCCAUUGCCCCCGAUCUACUCGAAUCGGAGCAACACGCUCACUCCGCCACAGGUUCGCAGGAAUGCUGCCAGCUUGCAUGCGAAGGAUCGGGAGAGGGAGAGAGAGGGCGUGUUGAAUCUUGUGCAGCAUCAGCAACACUUGGCGCGUCAGCAGCAGCAGCUCGGUGGCGGAAUGGAUGGUGGGAUGUUGCCUCAUCAUCGGGACACAAACCUCAACAAUCGCGCUCUGCACCGCGCUCAGUCGCAUUUGGCGUUGCAGCUAGAGAGGGAGCGCGCUGAUAAUCGGUUGCAGGCACCUAACCCUAUGGUGUACUCGACUGCUAGCCCGAUUUACCAGACUUCGGGUGCGAGGAAUACGAGGUUGUCGCCUUCGCCGUUGAUGCCAAUGAGGGAGUUGGGACAAGCGGGUGGUCUUCACCCUCAGCAUCAGCAGCAACCAUCGGCCUUGCACCACCAGUUGCACCGCGAGCCUUCCCCGCUCUACUCGACUGGCCCACCUCUGACUCCGUUCGGUCAGCCCAUCACCACGAACGCGAACAAUGGCUUCAACUGCGUUAUCGGGUCCAACGCCCAAGGCAACCUGAGCCGCGUUAGCUUGGGGUCCAACGCGUCCUCGCUCGGGCCUGGCUCUGGUGGCUCGGGUUCAUCCUCGACCUCUGUUUCCAACCGCGCGAGUCCCAUUGGUAUUCCCAUCCCCAGAUCCAACGGUGAUUCGAACCAAAGUGGACACCCGGAAGCGCCUCCUCCCCUUCUUCCCUCGUUCCUCCAAGAUAUCGUCCAAUCGCCUUCCUUGAGUCCGACCUCGACAACGACUCUUUCGAGUUCGGCUGAGCUCUCCUCUGUCGAGGACGAUGCUAUCGAUUUCAGGUUUACUGAAUUUGGUGGACCGAGGAUCCGUAGUGGGAGCGGUGCGAGUGGUACCAGCGGGAGUGAUGCGAUUACGCCGUACGCAUCCAUGGCUCCUGGCGUUGUGGACUCGAAGGUUCCUUCAUCUACGGAUUUUCUGACGCCGACGAGUGGUGGGGGCUUGCCGACUUCGAGGUAUAUGAGGCCGAGGGUUUCGAGUGGCUCGAGUGAUUCGGCAGGGAGUGUGAAGAGUGGGGCGGCCGCUAGUAUCUGGAAGAUGGAUGGGGAGGAGAGCAAGAGCUUGGGUGUGCCGAGUGGUGUCUCGGUUAGUCCCGAGGGCUAUCUGUCGUAA
Coprinopsis cinerea okayama7#130 is the source of this 2781-nucleotide messenger RNA. RefSeq lists its product as hypothetical. The coding region runs from base 1 to 2781 and encodes 926 amino acids. Gene Ontology annotation, molecular function: RNA binding; transcription coregulator activity. Gene Ontology annotation, biological process: regulation of DNA-templated transcription. The record is from RefSeq and is a predicted model, not a curated record. Gene Ontology annotation, cellular component: nucleus. NCBI's taxonomy places the organism in Eukaryota, Fungi, Basidiomycota, Agaricomycetes, Agaricales, Psathyrellaceae. The transcript is spliced from 10 exons.